Molecule: messenger RNA, 5688 nt
Organism: Epinephelus moara (kelp grouper)
Lineage: Eukaryota; Metazoa; Chordata; Actinopteri; Perciformes; Serranidae
Gene: adam22
Product: ADAM metallopeptidase domain 22
Exons: 31
Coding region: 211-3072 (953 amino acids)
Biological process (GO): proteolysis
Cellular component (GO): postsynaptic density membrane
Molecular function (GO): metalloendopeptidase activity
Source: RefSeq, a predicted model, not a curated record
CCUCCGUGCUGCUGAUCCGCGGGGUCUCGGUGCGCUCAGACGCGCUCGGCGUUCAGACUCGUAAGGACCCCGAUGGCCCCCAACCACAGGGACUGCGCUAACCAGACGACCAUCCCCGGCUUCCAGCUCCCCUAGCGAAGGCAGGACCCCGAGAGCCUGCUCCUGGAAUACCGCAUUGUUUUAUAAUUUCCAACAAGAGAGAGGAAGGUGAUGAUGCUGAUGAUGCGCCCGCGAUGGUGGAUUUCCCUUUUGUGCGUCUGUGGAUUGAUGCACGUCGGUCACCAGAGCAGCCUUAAUGCCCAAAAUGGAGACGCCUUGUCGAGCUUGAAGGCUCUUCGUGAUGCGGGCAGGUUUGUCGGGAAGGAGGACACGGUGCCUCUCCGCCUGCUCUACAGCAGACACAACCACAGCCAGAUCACAGAGGAUGAGCUCAGCACCAGGGUGAAAGCCAGCGCCGGCUCCACACAGGUGAACCAUGUGGCCCAAGCAAGCUUUCAAGUCGAUGCUUUUGGCAGAAAAUUCAUCUUGGAUGUGGAACUGAAUCAUGAUCUGCUGUCUUCGGGGUACGUGGAGAGGCAUUUGUCAGAAAAAGGGAAGAGCGUCGUCACCAGCGGCGGAGAGCACUGCUACUAUCAGGGGAAGGUCAGAGACAUCCCUCACUCCUUCGUGGCUGUCUCAACCUGCCAUGGUUUGCACGGGAUGUUUUUCGAUGGCAAUCACACCUACAUGAUUGAACCCGGAGGACAGGGCGGCAGCAAUGGAGAUGUCGGCAUUCACAUGAUAUAUAAAUCUGCAGGGCACGAGGGGUUAAAUGAUCUCCUCGAUGGUGAUCUUCCAGAGCCACCGUUUCCCAGCCCUCCAUUUCCCGGGUCCAAAGUUGUUCACAGGAGAAAAAAGAGACAGGCUCCACGUGCGUCACACAGUGUAGAGGAUGAGACCAAAUACAUUGAGUUGAUGGUGAUCAAUGACCAUUUAAUGUACAAGAAGCAUCGGCUUUCCGUGGGGCACACGAAUAACUAUGCUAAGUCAGUGGUCAAUAUGGCUGACAUGAUUUUCAAGGAACAGCUCAAUACCCGGAUUGUGCUGGUCGCCAUGGAAACGUGGUCAGCCGACAACAAGUUCAACAUCGACGACGACCCCAUGGUGACGCUGAGGGAGUUCAUGAAGUACAGGAAAGACUUCAUCAAGGAGAAAUGCGACUCCGUUCACCUCUUCUCAGGGAAUCGUUUCCACAGCAGCUGGGGAGGAGCGUCCUAUAUGGGAGGAGUUUGCUCCUUGACUAAAGGAGGGGGAGUCAAUGAGUACGGGAAAACAGAUGAGAUGGCCAUAACCCUCGCUCAGUCUCUUGGACAGAACAUUGGCAUCUUCUCUGACAAGAAGAGGAUCCUCAAUGGCGAGUGCAAGUGUGACGAUCGUUGGUCGGGCUGUAUCAUGGAUGAUGUUGGUUUCUACCUGCCCAAGAGGUUCUCUGACUGCAACAUGGAGGAGUACCAUAACUUUCUGAACAGCGGAGGAGGAGCCUGUCUGUUCAACAAACCUCUGAAGCUGUUGGACCCUCCGGUGUGUGGAAAUGGGUUUGUGGAGCCAGGAGAGGAGUGUGACUGUGGCAGCCCGGCGGAGUGUGCCAAAGAGGGGGAGGCCUGCUGUAACAAGUGCACCCUGACCCAAGGCUCCAAGUGUAGCAACGGACUCUGCUGCAAGAGCUGCCAGAUGGAGUUCAUGGGAGUUGUGUGCAGAGAUGCAGUGAACGACUGCGACAUCCCAGAAAACUGCACAGGCAACUCCAGCCAGUGUCCACCAAAUGUGCACAAGAUGGACGGCUACACAUGUGAAAAGGACCAGGGUCGCUGCUUUAAUGGAAGAUGCAAAACCAAAGACAGACAGUGCAAGUACAUUUGGGGAGAGAAGGCAACAGCGGCCGACAAGUUCUGUUACGAGAAGUUAAACAUCGAAGGGACAGAGAAAGGCAACUGUGGGAAGGACAAGGACACCUGGAUCCAGUGUAACAAACAGGAUGUUCACUGUGGGUACCUGCUGUGCUCCAACAUCUCACCUGCCCCGCGACUGGGAGAGCUGCAGGGAGGGCUGACCUCCUUCUCAGUGGCCCGACACAGUGCUUCUCUUGACUGCAGCGGCGCUCAUGUGCUGAUUGACGGAGACACUGACCUGGGAUACGUCGAGGAUGGGACGGCCUGCGGGACAGACCGCAUCUGUUUCAAUCACAAAUGUCUCCCCGUCCAACAGUUCAACUUCAGCACCUGCCCCGGGACCACCGACAAGAGUGUCUGCUCUGGACAUGGGGUGUGCAGUAGUGAGCUGAAGUGUGUGUGUUACCUGGGCUGGGCAGGAGAGGACUGUAACUCCACAAAUCCUCUCAGUUAUCUCGUGGUCGGACCCACUGCCUCAGUUUCAGGUAUCACCAGUACCAACAUCAUCAUCGGGGCCAUCACAGGCUCCAUCCUCUUCCUCGCCCUCAUACUGGCUGUUACAGCCUGGUGUUACAAGAGCUACAAGCAGAGACGCUAUGUUGAGUCUGAAGUUCAUCGAAGAUUCUGCCGGCAAAUGCCCCCGGGUGACUAUGUAACAAAGCCUGGGGAUGCAGACUCAUUUUACAGUGACAUGCCUCCAGGUGUCAGCACAAACUCGGGCUGCAGCUCCAAGAAGAGGUCAGCCUGCCUGUCGCACCUGCAGAUUUGCACCCUGUCCUUCACUCCUUCCAUCCCAUCCAUUUCUCAGAACAUCUCACUGUUUGGCUUCAGAUCUAAUGGCCUAUCCCACUCAUGGAGCGAGAGAAUCCCAGAUGCCAAACACAUCUCUGACAUCUGUGAAAAUGGGCGACCGAGGAGCAACUCAUGGCAAGGAAAUCUGAGCGGUAAUCGUAAGAAACUGAAAGGAAAGAAGUUCCGCGCUCGCUCCAACUCCACAGAGACACUAUCCCCUGCCAAGUCUCCCACUUCCUCUACUGGAUCUAUUGCAUCCAGCAGGAGAUACCCGUACCCCAUGCCCCCGCUCCCCGAUGACCAGAGGAAAGCAAACAGGCAGAGCGCCAGGCUGUGGGAGACUUCAAUAUAACAGCCUCCUUACCCACUCUGUGAAAGACCUCGAGGAACUACACUUGUCUCUCCUUUUCUAUGAAUGAAAAACACAAAAAUGAAACAAAAUUGACUCUAAGCGAUUUAAGAGAAACAGAGAGAGAGCCCCCCCACUGGAGUGGAAAUAGGCAAAGGCGUGUGUGAGUGAGUGUGUACAAGCAUCUCCGAGGCCGUCUCUCCAGGCGGCGUCAUUCAGUGGAUCUCUACAAGACGAUGCGGAUCGCCAGCGGAGAAACCAGCUCCACAUCCACUCCAGACCAGCUGGAGCUCAGACUGAGCUGUUCCUGUCUGCUCAGGCCGCAUCUAUGGGACUGGGACCCCCCCCUUCCACUCCGACCCCUCCUUACCUGUCCCAAACCCUUAAACCUCAACACAUCCUCCUUUAGCUCGGCUCUCGUCACUUCAAUGCCACUGCCCCCCCCAAAAGAGUUGUUUGGAGCUCCUCUGUUAAUGGAGCAGCAGAGCCAGGAGCAGGUCAUCGCAUCACACUGCAUCUCUGGACUUGUUGGAUCAUUUUGACGCACGUGAAUCACUGUAUGCAUGAGACAACCCUGUUUAUCAUCAACCUCCUCCUACAGAAAAGACGAGAAGAACAGCGGUCUGAUGUGAGAGGAAAGCAUGCGAGGGGGGCAGUGAUUUUAUACCUUCUGUAGGCUUAAAACGCUUCCUCUCCACUAUAGGUAACCCAUAUUGUAUCACCAGUUAUAGCCCAUAACCCAUGACAUGGACCCCACCUGACCCCGCCCUGCUCUUCCUCGCCUCGUUUUGUUUGUGCGUGUGUAAAUAUGUACAGUAAAAAUACACACAGAGUAUGUUUUUGCUUUUAUUUUGAAAGAGACUGAGACGUCUCUUCCUGCUGUGUUGUGUUGUAGACAGAAGCGGAUCUCUGUAGAUAAGAGGGCCCCGCACUGGUUCUUCUGUCUGUGUUUCUAUUUUUCGUCCUCUCCUUUUUUUUCUUCCUCCCUCCGGCUUUUUCCUGUGUGACUGUGACCUCUAUAGCUUUCUCCAUCCACAGCAGAAUGUAAAAGUGUUUUUAUAUUAUCUUAGCACUGGUUUUCAUCCAUCUCUGGGAGAAACACAGACAUCCAGUAAUGACUGAGGAAGUAUUGAUGAAGUUGUUGAUGGUGGCACAUUAGGAGUGUUGUUGGAAGCGGCUGUUGAUGAGUAUUAUUUAGGAACAUUUAAUUAGUUUUAUGUGCCAUUUCCUGAGUGAAAUGGAUGCGACGUGUUUGGUGUAGUUAUAGCCGCUUUUCACUCCUGGGGUUUUUCUUUCUUUGAAAUUUCCCGUCGAUGACGUUAAGAUGUUUUUCCCCUGAUUCUACAUUUGAGCCAAGUGUGCUUGUGUUUUCACGAUGUGGCAGCACAUGAAGUCGCUCAGAUGAAUGCGAGAAUAAGACGUGCAGUUGACGGCCUGACUUGGGCGAGGAAUCUGGAAGCUGUGAUUGAAAUGUGCAUUUUGGGUUUAGCUGUGAUGAUUGAGAUAUUUAGCCUUGUAAAUGAUUAACUAUGCUGUACAGUGCUUGCUGUUUGAGCUUGUGGAGACCAACAGCAUGACAGUUCUAUAAUCAAAUUAAGUUAUUUCUCUGGUAGGCUGUUUGUGAGACCAUCACGGGAAACGAGCAUGUCACUGAAAAACUUUUUGCCUCAUUGCCUAUUUGCUGUUGUCUAAAUGGGUUUGUGUACCACAGACUGUCAGCAGAGUUGGGACAAUUCAUGGCAGGAAGUCGCAGGGUUUAAAAACGACUGAGAACAGAUUUUCUUUUGUGCUGAUGUCAUGCCAGUGUAGCUAUUUAAAGGGACAGUUCACCCCCAAAUCAAAAACAAAUUUUUCCUCUCACAUGUAGUGCUGUUGAUCAGUCUAGAUUGUUUUGGUGUGAGUUGUCGAGUGUUGAAGAUAUCAACCUUCUCUCCAAUAUAAUGGAACCAGAUGACACUCAGCUUGUGGUGCUCAAAGCGCCAAAAAAUACAUUUGAAAAACUCAACAGCAAUGUCUCGUCCCAGAAAUCAUGACCUGGUUACUCAAGAUAAUCCACAGACCUUUCAGUUUCAUGUAGGAACUAUUUUCUUAUCACCGCAUAGAAGGAGGUGUGCAUCUACUCAUGAACGAGAGGCUCGUUCUCGUGACAGCAUGAGAUGCAAACAAUGCUAUCCUCCUAAGCUGAGCUGUUAUGUUUGCUAGCUCAUUGGUGCUAUGUGAGCUAGCAGUAGAUGCACACUUCCUUCUGUGUAGUGAUACAGUUGGGAGGUGUAGCUAGGUAGUAAGAAAAUAGUUCCCACAUGAAACUGCUCACAACAAUGUCUGAUUUCUGGAGAGAGACAUUGCUGUUGAGAAGGGCUGCCCCCCUAAAGUUGGAGAUUCGAAACAUCUGUCAGAGACCCCUCAUUCAGCAGAGAUUAAUUUAAGUCCAGCAUAUUUUCACACAGUGUCUGGCUUUUCUUUGGUAUCUAGUUUGGGCAAAAAUAUCGCACAUUUCUGAUCCAAUGUUAGCGUAGUUGUUUACUAUAUUACGUGAAUAUCACUGUCACCCUGAACAUCCCACUGAACCCUGUUUCAACUCUCAAACUCUAUAUGUAAAAAAAAAAAAAAAAAAAGGAA